GGCAGCGACCAGACGUGGACUAUACCAACAACUUCUGUCGGAUUUCUAACAAGUGUUUCGUUCCACUUUUUUUUUUCACCGCCACGCCGCACUAUUUCUUCACUUUCUAAUGUGAGAAACAAAACCGUCCGAAAAUGUCCCAGGGAUGUAGAGUUUCUGUGGAAGAAGUGCAGUCUUGGUGGGAAGUCCCCGCCAUAGCCCACUUCUGUUCGCUGUUCAGGGCAGCCUUCAUCCUCCCCGACUUCGAAAUAGAGGAAUUGGAGAAAGCUCUUUCAGAGCAGGACUUUAACUUCCUUGGGGACCUUAUUGCUUGUCUUUUGCAGGGAUGCUACCAGCGCACCGACAUAACUCCCCAGUGCUUCAGCCGCUACCUGGAUGACAUCAUCAGCUACAGAUGGGAGCUGGAAGAAGGGAAGCCCAACCCACUUCGAGAUCAACCUUUUGAAAAUCUGACCCCUCGCACUCAAGUGGAAUUGCUGCACAGACUCUGCGACUACCGUCUGGAUGCUGCUGAUGUGUUUGACUUGCUAAAGGGACUGGAUGCCGACAGUCUGAGGGUGGAACCGCUAGGGCAAGAUGGGAAUGGAGCCCUCUACUGGUAUUUUUACGGCACUCGGAUGUACAAAGAAGAACCACUCAAAAGAAAAGCAGACAGAAUCAGUGAAACCCCUGAGUUAACUUUACCAGAGAAAAAGAAAAGGGGAAGACCACCAAAGAAGAGAAGAUUGGAAGAUACUGAUCUAAGUGAGUCAGAAAGCGAAGAUGAUUCCGAAAAUGGACUGGAUGAUCUACCUCCUACUAAAGGCUACAAGCGAGGCAUUUGGUCCCUCGUGUGUGAUACAGAAGAAGAGUGGGUCAGCUUGGCGGAAAGCGCAAAGGAUAAAGAAUCUCCACAAGACCGCCACCUCUACCGUGUCAUCAGCCAGAAUUUUUUGCCUGAGAUACGCAGCAUGAUUGAACACAAGGAGCGUGAGCAGAAACAGAAGCUUGAAGAUCCAACUCCAUUCCGUACAUCAGAAAGGUUCACUGAAAAACACUUAAACCAGGCGGAUGAGGACAAUGUGGCGGCCACUGUGGAGUUAGAGAAGAGAAAAGAUGAAGAGCUGGACAGGCAGGUCCUGCUGGCCGAGCAGCGGCAAGAGGAGGAAAGGCUUCAGCAGGAAGAAAGACAGCGAGAGAAGAUGGAAAAGAUCAAAGCUGUGGAGGAGCGGGCAAGAAGGCGAAAAAUGCGAGAGGAAAAGGCCUGGCUACUGUCACAGGGAAAAGACCUUCCACCAGAACUUUUGAAUUUAGAGCCUUCUUCACCAGUCCUCAGAACACGGAGAACUAAAGAAUUCUACGACAUGGAAGAUGACUACACAGGGUUAUACAAAGUGCUGGAGGCUUUGAAAGCUCAUAAAGAUGCCUGGCCUUUCUUAGAACCUGUGGAUGACUCCUAUGCCCCCAAUUACCAUGACAUCAUCCAGGCUCCCAUGGACCUUUCUACUAUUGAAAGGAAAUUCAAUGAAGGAGAGUAUGUUUCCAAGGAGGGGUUUAUUUCUGACGUGAAGCUCAUGUUUGAAAAUUGCAUUGAGUACAAUGGAGAAGACAGUGAGUACACUGUGAUGGCAGAGUCUCUCGAGCGCUGUUUUAACCGAGCACUAUUAAAACACUUGCCAUCAGAGGAUGGUGACACAGAUGAAGAAUUUCACAUCAGCAGAGAAGACAAGGAGCGCAAGGAGAAAAAGCGCAACCGUAGCAGUAAACAUUUGGGACCGGAAAGUUUGAUCAAAGCCACUGAGGAGGUCCAGCGUAAACGAAAUGGCGUAGAAGGCAAAGGCAAAAUGCCAUCAGAGAACCAGGUUAGUAAGUUGGUACGACUACUUCCGACAUCUAAUUGGGGUAACCGUCCACCUCACUCCUACAACCUGAGCCAACACCACAAUCAAGAAGGACACAUCAGGGGAAUGUACCAGCAUUUACAUCGUCCUCCUGGGCCUCCUGGUCCUCAUGGUCCACACAUGUAUGCUCAUAGACUGGGCAUGGAUCCUCGCUUUGCCUACACAGGUCACAUUUCAAGGCAUGGAGACUCCAACUUUAACCAUUUGCCACCCAACUUCAACAUGCAGCAUCGCAUGGUUGAAGGACCUCACAUGGGCCAAAGGUAUACAAUGGGACCUGAUGCUAACCAGUCUCCUCACCAGCAACAGCAUCCUUACAUGGGUCCAACCCAUGGCCCAUCUCUGGGCCCCCGUCCAAUGGCCCUUCAACUUAGACCUCCUCCCGAAGCCAGUAUAUACCCAUCACAUCACCGUCCAGAGGGCCUCACAAUGAACCCAAUGGGUAACCGAUUAUCAGGACUCGAAGGACCUUUGCAGCAAAACUACACUGGAGUGAGACCUUCUAGUAUGGUGUUGUCCAACAUGUGGACUAGUAUGAAUAACCAGCAUGCAGAGAGACCCAGUGGAAUGCACAUGCCUGACCUUAACGUGGUCAACCAGCACAACUUAAACUGUGGCGGAGACCCAUCCCCAAUGGAACAUAAACAAUGGCCAGAAGCUGCUGGAUAUCCCCAUCCUACUCCCAAUGCCCAAUGCCAAAUGUCUUCACUGGUGAGCUCCUCGGGGCCCAUGCCACGACGACCCCCCUUAAGCCACUCAGACUCCUCUUGCAAAACACGGCUGGCUUCUAUGCUGGAAAGUCCGGAGAUGCUGGCUUUGCAGCAGCUGUCAGCCUCUUCUGGACCCCCUGCUGGUUCCCCCCAUCAGCACAUGAGCCACUUUCAGCAGCCAAGGCCCCCGUCAGGAUUUGGCAGCAUCCCAACUCACCCCUCUCAGCAGCCUCCCUCUGCUCCUGAGGUUCAGCUGCUGUGUCCUGCCAGAGACAAUGGGCCAGACAGCCAGGCUUCCCCACAGACAGACACACAACCACAAGGCACACCUGUUCAACCCCUUUCAAAUGAAACUUCACCAGACAGCACAAUUUUAUUUAACCAGGAACACCCGUCCAUUCCAAAACUCACAGAGCUCCACAGUGGUCCAGCACAGGAAUUGCACAGCCCCUGUGACCCUGACUUUAGUCGUCCUCAGGAAAAUGUGCAAGGAGAUAAACUUGCACACAGUGGAGCAGAGUACCCUGAACAUAAAGUAGAUAGCCAACGCCAAAAUAAUGCUUCCGCCUCUCUGCCCUCGCACUUCAACGCAAGCAAUACCAAUUCCGCAGAUCCCAUCACACACAACGCAGCUCAGCUCGCACAGAGUAAUCCUCAACAAAAGACCCAAAGUCCUGCACUCCACCCAAGCGUGUCACCAUCCUUAAUGACCAUUUCUGAAAACAACUCACCACGCCACCCAAAUUUACAUCAGCGACAUUCAACCCAAGAAACAUAUUCAAAUAGGGCACCCCGAAGCCAUUGUUCUAACUCUCCCUCAAGGGUCCAGAGUCAAAACACUGCACAACUGCAAUCUCCUCAUCUUGUCACCCAAAGCGACUCCUCACAAUGUCCUACACAGAGCAGCUCUAUGCCACAUGGUGCCUUGCAAGGAGCCCAGCCUGGACUUCCUCAACCAGCUCCACUAACCUCUCUGCCACCCAGCCACCCUACACUACACUUACCGGCCCAGCCCAGCCCUGCAGAACAUGGAGAUCAAAGACCCUGUGAGCCCACAAGUAGGCUGGACUCCAAAGGUCAACAUUUGAUACAAUUUGGACCUUCAAAUACUGCUUACAAACAGCAGGUCUUUAGUCCCAACACGCUUAAAACCCAGAUGGUCAUUGGUAACCCAGGUAUGCAAGCAGACAGGAGUCUUGCACUUUCUCACAAUACACCCAUGCCUCCUCACUGCCAAGGACAGGUAAAUGGAGCCAUGUACACCAUAGACAAUCUUCCACAUUUACAGUACAGCCAGACAAACAUGACCAGGCCUGUCUCUCAUUCUGCUCACCAUCCAUAUCACAACCCGACCCUCAACACCCUCCACAAUACCCAAGACCACCCCAGCUAUCACCAGCAUCAAAGAAAUGCUUAUUCCUAUCACAUGCCUGGCCAUCAGCACCGCCAGGCUCAGGCCAGCAUGUACAUGAAUCAUCCAUUCCAGCAGGAACACUAUUACUCCCGGCCAGAGGACUGGCAGCGGUCUCAUUAUCAGCCUCAGCAGUCAAUGCCACCAGCUGCCUACCUUCCUGUGUGCAGUGCCAAAGGCAACGGCCAGGCCAGUGAGAGUCGCGUGUCAUCGGCGGGCUCUGAGGGCUCAACUGGUGUUAGUUUGGUGUCCCCUGGAGCCGUGACUGAAGCCGGGCUCCUCCCUGGAGGCUUGGAAGACCGACAGCAUGAAAGCAGUGGUGGUGAUAGCCCAGAAAAGUGCAGUCAUUCCAGGGGAAGCAUGGAGCGACCUGAAAGUCCUAAAGAAAUCCUGGACCUGGAUUGCCACAACGCUGCCGCCCGCCAUUGUAGCACGCAGCCACAAAUGCCCUCUGGCUUCAUGUACGACCCUCGCACCAUUCACCCUGGAUUACAGCCAGGUGGUGCUCCUCCAUCUCACUUGGUGUCUCAAGGCAACAGAGUUGGAAACGGAAUCCUUUACACUCGGGCCCCAUACCCAGAUCCAGGACGUUAUACUGCACAGCGACCUCAUCCACACCUAAUGGAGGCUCUCCAGCGGCCCCAGCAGCUGCCUAUCUCCCCCGGUCAGAUGCGCUUGUCCAUAUACCCGCGCUCUGGUGGACACUUUCAGGGCAUGAUGAUACAGCAGAGAGGCUUGGCGUCCGAACACUUCCUGCACCCGGGGCAACAGAUGAUGACUGCACCCGGCGGCUCAAGCAACAAACAAGGAGUGUAAAAUACGUUACGUUGUUACAGCAUGACAAAGUGAGCUAAAUGAAAGGUUUGGGCCUGCUGACAGGCUUUUACUGGCUUCCAUUUUGGUCAGACUUGAACAUCCUUCAUGAAAAGUCAUACUAUUGAUGUAACUACUGAGCCCUAGUGAACAAGAACCUUUCGAUUGUGUUACUUGUAGGGCUGCAAUGUUAGUUUCUCUUUGCUCAAGAAGACACAACACUGACUUUUACCACUAGGCCAUAAUGGAGAACACUGGACACCCCCUCUCCACUGUGAACAAUAAAAGUAUGGAUGAAUUCACUAGAUACAUCCAUCUGCCCUUAAUGACGUGGCAGACAGAAGGGAAGAGACUUGCACUGCGAUCUAAAACGUUCAUUUCCAACUGGUUUGUUAAUCUCAGGUAUAGAUUAGGAUGGUACACCAAUCAAGUCCGGUUGUCUUGGUUGGUUUUGUGAAUGUAUGAGUGAAUGUUUAGAUGCAUCAAAUCAAGCACACUUGCUGCCAUUAAGAGUGUUGAUGAACAAACUUCCUGUCCUAUUUUUACAUAGACAAAUAGAAGUUUCAAUGUGGUCUUGUGAACUGCCUUCUUUACUGAGGAGUAUAGGCUAAAAUGACACUGGUUGUAUGUGAUUGUACCUGACUUAAUUAUAUGCACUAUGGCUUUGUUAGACUAAACAUCCUCAACGUGAGUGGCCUUGCAUAGUCUUUCAUUGUCCAUCAAUGCUUGUUUAUUGUAAAUAAGUCUAAAUCCAUUAUUAGUGAUGAAACCCCCUUCACCUCCAAGUAAGGGAAUCUUUUCAGGUGAUGUCUCAUCCUGCUUGUUGUUGCAUAUGCACACAAAAUCUAUCUACUCUGAUCCUUUGGCAUUCCACAUUGGUUAACGAGGUGCUCUAGAUUUGUUAACAGCCUCGUUCUCUCCAUGCUGUCAUCUGUGAUUUGCUUCUUUUCUUCUCAGGGAUUACACUUUCUAUACGGGUAUUUUUCUCCACUGUUUAUUGGAACAGGUGCAACGUAGACACAUUUAACUGCCGGUACAUGUGUUGAGGUUGACCUCAAGUUUAAUGUGAGGAGCUUUUAUUUUUUAAAUAGUGUGACUACAAUUGAAAUGGAUGGCUGUUCUUUUAUUUCUGUGUAUUUGACAUCAUUGGUUCUUCAUUUAUUUGAAGGUUCUUUGAACACCAUUUGUCAGAGCAGCUAUAAUUUUAUAAUUGUUUUUUUUCCUCAUCUAUUUGGCAGCAAAUUAAUCUACCUCAUUGAGUCAAUCUGUAGGAUCCCGUGAGUCUAAUAAUAGGGUUACCGACUCCUUAGCAUUUUGAUUAUAAGUUGUCACGAUGAUCUGCUACUGCUCUACCAAUUGAGAUCUUGACAGAAAAUGUAUGUAAUCUUCACGAUGAUCUGCUACUGAUCUACCAAUUAAGAUCUUGACAGAAAAUGUGUGUAAUCUACAUAUGUAAUGACAGCUAUGUAAAAAUGAAAGUCUCAUAGUUUGCCUUUAUACCUGCACAAUUUGGACUAAUGGCUUCAAUGUAAAUCCAGCAUUUUGGCAGGAAUGUAAUUCAUAGCAAUAGCUGCAUAGCAUUGUAAGUCUCAUUGAAGGAGAAUUCUCAACAGGCGAAAUAUUUCACAUUGUGAAUUUGUUUCAAUUUUAGUAGCUCUAAUGGGGUCUGCUCUUGAGGUAGUGUCUACACUUGUGUUAUCUAAUCUGCAGAGUUGCAAAAUUUCCAAGUGUUUGUGUGGGGUACUGUGUACAGGUUUGUGUGUAAAAUUAGAAGCAGGUCUCUGCCAAGUGUGUGCGCGCAAGUCCGCUGUGAUGCACUAGUAAAAAACAUUUACAUGUGAAUUCUAUUUAUUUGCCCCUUUAAGAAUUUGUGUACAUCUGUUGGACGUGUUUUAAUAUAAAUGUGUUGUCUUUCUUUUCUUUGUGUGCGUGCGUGUGCGCGUGCGCAUGCGGUUGUUUACCUCGCUCUGAAUUGGAAAUUAAUUACCUGUAUAUUUUUUUCUUGACUGACAGAUUGUUUGGGAAAUGGACUGGAGUAUUUUCUAUACUGUACAUUUCUUAAAAAUAAAUAUCUUUUUCCU
Messenger RNA from Entelurus aequoreus (snake pipefish), 6895 nucleotides. Its product is annotated as chromatin remodeling regulator CECR2. Bases 135 to 4817 code for a protein of 1560 amino acids. The record is from RefSeq and is a predicted model, not a curated record. Gene Ontology annotation, cellular component: CERF complex. Gene Ontology annotation, molecular function: protein binding. Gene Ontology annotation, biological process: chromatin remodeling. The transcript is spliced from 19 exons. NCBI's taxonomy places the organism in Eukaryota, Metazoa, Chordata, Actinopteri, Syngnathiformes, Syngnathidae.